Messenger RNA from Striga asiatica, 1896 nucleotides. Lineage: Eukaryota; Viridiplantae; Streptophyta; Magnoliopsida; Lamiales; Orobanchaceae. The record is from the annotation of a GenBank genome assembly.
AUGUUCUUCAAACAACCUCACGAGGCUUCGAAUCUCAUGGCCCAAACAAAAUCCUUAAACCCUGGCGCCCAAGAAUGGCGGCCACCGAGCUCCAAAACCCCCAAAGCAACCCCUCUCAAGGCCCACCAGCUCCUCCCCCACAUCAUCUUCGGCUCCGUUUCUCCUCCGCCGCAGACGGCGGCUCCUGCGCUGGUUCAACUCGCUCCGCCGCCGGCUCCUGCGCUGGUUCCACUCGCGCCGCCGCCGCUGGAGAUGGCGGCAUACCACUACUCGAUCCCUUUUCCGGCGGGAUAUCAGGGUUUCGCCCUUCACGGCCCAUGCAUAACACAGCCGCGUCCGCCCGUCUACAGCUGUUACCCUCCGCCGUGCGGGUAUCCAUUCCCGGCGGAGGAGGCGCCGGUGUUCGUCGUGGAGGAAAAACGUGAAGGCCCGACUCGCGGGUUUUGGGGCCCGAGGCUGAAAGGCCCGAAAAAAUUUCCAGUGGCCGCGUGGAGAAAGGGUGCUCCCCCUCGAUUGAGGAGGGCAAUACGGUCAUUUCCCUCCGAAAAGAAGAAGCCGCCGUCCGUCCAGAGAUGGAGGCCCAAGGAAUCGGGCUCCGGUAACGUCGGCGCUGUCUCCGGCGGCGCUCCGGCGGCGUUUGCCCGUAACCCGACUGGUGAAAAGUUUUCACCUUGGAAAACCACGGUCAUGAUAAAAAACAUCCCAAAUCAAUUGAGGAGAAGCUUUAUGCUUGAGUUUCUUGAUGGCUGGUGCAAAACAUACUCACUGGAGUAUGACUUCCUGUAUCUGCCCAUGGAUUUUAAAAAGGAGGACAAUUUGGGGUAUGCCUUCGUGAACUUCACCACUGCUGAUGCUGCCCACAGAUUCAAGAAGAUUCUGCAAAAGUACAAAUGGAACAUUAACAAAACUAUUAAUUCCCAGAAAAUAUGUGAAAUCACUUGGGCUAGGAUCCAGGGAAAGGAAAGACUGAUGCAGAGGUUUGAAGAUACCCCUUUUGCUUGUUGCCGAGAGGAUUUCUUGCCGGUGCUGCUUGACCCGCCUAGAAACGGGUCGGAUCCCAACCCUUCUCUGCCGGUGGUUGUUGGUGUAGUGAGUGAUUUGAGAGGUUUGUGUUUUCAUAGUCUCCCCGGAAUUUUCUUUUGGUGGUUAAAAGCUGGGGUGAAAUGGAAACACAACAGCUUUGUAUGGUGGGGAUAUGAGAAGAUUUUUACAGAGGAUUAUGGCGAUGGUCAAAAGAGGAUGAAGAGGAAAAAGAAAGGAAUUUGUUCUCGUUUUUGUACAUCAAUCCUUUCGGAAACCAUCAAGCGCACCACGCCGAGGGCUUUUUCGAAGAUAGCUAUCACGAUUGGCGGCAUCCAGUCUCAGGUCACGGGGACUUUGACGAGCAACGGCGUUGCGAUCUACGACGAGAGUCUGAGGGCGAGUCGCGCUGGGAGACCGAAUUUUCGGGUAGAAAUCCUAGAGUUCUCUAGCGGGCUUGAUGCGGCCAAAUUCCUCAAUUGGUGGGCCACCCUUAAAUGCGUGCUCGCGUUUAAGGAUGUCCCGGAUGAUCGACGAGUCGCGCUCGUCGCAAAGCGGCUUCUUUCUCAGCAAUUCCAGAAUUUGAGGCAAGGGCAGCGUUCGGUUGAUGAUGACAUGGAGGAGUUUAAUCGACUCCUCACGCGUGUGGAUGUCCAUUGUCGACCAAAUCGUUUCGCGGUAUGUGGGGCGGGCCAGUCCUUUAUUUCUUUGUCACGAGCUGGCGCGACGAUCGGUGGUAAAGGCACAGGCAUGCAGUCCGGGAGCGCAGCGACUGGCGCGGGUUUCGCACCGCGGGCUGGGAGCGCGACAGCGCCCAGCAGAGGUGUUCAACGCGCGGCGGAGGCCGAGACUGGGGGUCAUGUUGCAACGACAUAA